AGCGGCAGAGCUGCACUCGCUGAUGCUGCUGUGGAGCGGCAGUGAGGUGGCUGCAUGGAGGGGGCGACCAUUCCUGUCUGUGAUUAGUGACCACGCGAAUGCUCGGAGAAGGGGACAGAACAGGGCGGGCUCUCUGUAGGAAGAGGAGGAGGACGAGGAUGCGUUGCCUCUACACAAUUGGAGGCAGCAGGGAGUGAAGCAGCAUCUGUAUGAGGCGAGAGAAAGAACCUGCAUGGAAAUGGAGGAGCGCUAGAGCAGCACUGUCGUCAAGACUCCCACCGCCUCCACCACUGCUGCCGCUCUGGAUUGUGUUUUAAUGGAAGACACUCAAAGCAGCUCUGUGCUGCCCGAGGGACCAGCUGUGUUGAUCCAGUGCCACCUCUGAUAUGAUGCCGAGAGCAGGAGGGGCAGCCACCUCUCUCGCACUGCUGCUGCUGCUGCCAUUGCUGUGCUGCUGCCACCUGUGCCACUCGCUGCGGGUUCCAAAACUCUCCUCUUUUGCAAAAGCAGAGGACAAGCUGUUCAAAUACCUCUUUGGAAACUACCAGAAAUGGGUCCGUCCAGUGGAAUACCUAAACCAGACGAUCAGUGUGAAGUUUGGACUUGCCAUCUCCCAGUUAGUUGAUGUGGAUGAGAAAAAUCAGCGAAUGACAACCAAUGUGUGGAUGAAACAGGAGUGGAUUGACCGCAAACUCAGAUGGAACCCUGAUGACUAUCUGGGCAUCACAACUAUCCGAGUCCCUUCUAACAGGAUCUGGCUCCCUGACGUUGUACUGUAUGAUAAUUCAGAUGGGCGUUUUGAAGGUACUGUCACCAAGGCAGUUGUUAAGUACGAUGGAACCAUAUUAUGGACAACACCAGCCAAUUACAAGUCAGCCUGCACCAUUGAUGUCACCUUCUUCCCUUUUGACCUCCAAAACUGUUCAAUGAAGUUUGGCUCCUGGACAUAUGAUGGCUCCCAGGUGGACAUAACUUUGGAGGACUUCCAUGUGGACAAGCAGGACUAUUUUGAUAACGGUGAAUGGGAGAUAGUGAAGGCCACAGGCAGCCGUGGUCUGAGGACAGACAGCAGCUCUACCUUUCCCACCAUCACCUACUUCUUCAUCAUUCGCAGGUUGCCUCUUUUCUACACCCUCUUCCUCAUCAUCCCCUGCAUUGGCCUGUCCUUCCUCACCAUCCUCGUCUUCUAUCUGCCUUCUAACAGUGGCGAAAAGAUCUCUCUCUGCACCUCAGUCCUGGUGUCCCUCACAGUUUUCCUCCUGGUCAUUGAGGAGAUAAUUCCUUCCUCCUCGAAGGCUAUCCCUCUCAUCGGGGAGUACCUGGUCUUCACUAUGAUCUUCGUCACGCUUUCCAUCAUCAUCACCGUCUUUGCCAUCAACAUCCACCAUCGCUCCUCUUCAACACAUCAUGACAUGGCACCCUGGGUGAGGAGGAUCUUCCUGCAUCGACUGCCUAAGCUGCUGUGCAUGCGCAGCCAUGCCGACCGUUACGCCACAGCUGGAGUAGCCAGAACGAGAGGAGCAGCAGGACUGGGCAAGAUGAAGGACUCAACACCUGAACUGACAUCUCUGCUCUACACCAGACAUAACCUACAAGCAGCUUUGGAUUCUAUUCGCUACAUAGCUAUGCAUGUGGUGAAAGAAAACAAGGUCAGAGAGGUGGUUCAAGACUGGAAAUAUGUAGCCCAAGUCCUGGAUCGAAUGUUUCUUUGGGCCUUCCUCCUGGUGUCGAUCCUGGGCUCUGCUCUCCUCUUCAUCCCCGUUAUUUACAAAUGGGCCAGCAUCAUCGUCCCUAAUCAUGCUGGAAGUACCCUCUAAAAACCACAGUUCAACUAACCACAAAUGGAGGCAAAGCACAUUAACAGCUCGUUAUGGGUCUUAUUUGAGAUUUGAAAGACUGAGAUACUGUGAUUACCACUCCGAUAGAGUCCUGCUCUGCUUAUCCACAGUUAUUCUGCAAGCCACAGCCGUGCCAGAGAUCAAGCUGCAGAUGUGGGACCUUGUUUGCUGAGUGUAUCUUACAGAGACAUGUUUUUUGUUUGUUUGUUUUAGAUAGAUUUUGAACUCUGUAUUUCUGAGUUUAAAGAUGAAUGCAUCGAUCAAUUGAAAUAUCAUGAUACGAAAAAUCUUCCACGUCCCAUUUGUUUUGUCCACAUCUCACAUAUCAAUACAUUUCAAUGCAUUCCUUUCACCUACUACACUUGCUGGUGUGAUAGGGAAGGGAGAUUUAUCUUUGGGUCUGUUAGAGAUCCAUAGAUACAAAAUGACAAGACGACAUGUCCUCACAGGAUCCUUUUGGAUAAAUGCCCCACUAAUGGCUCUUGUGUUUAGACAAGUUGCAGGACACAAUGUAUGUAUCGAUUCAGUUUCAUUCAAUUUAAUUCAUUUCAAUACACCUUUAUUUAUCUCAGUGAGGGAAUUAUAUGGCAGCUCGCUAACAAGAUUGACAGAUACACACACACAAUAGAUCUUCUCAUUUCUCAUUUAAAACAUCGGUCUAUGUCUGCAUACCAUUUGGAACGAGGACCACUUUAUCUCAUUGGCAUAAUUCAAGUAACGGCGAUGGUUCAACUUAGCUUUUCUGUAAUUCUAGUUUCACAUAUGGUUACAAGGUUAACGUUAUGUGAUAAAGAACAA
Anarrhichthys ocellatus (wolf-eel) is the source of this 2636-nucleotide messenger RNA. It is a transcript of the gene chrna5, whose product is annotated as cholinergic receptor, nicotinic, alpha 5. Gene Ontology annotation, molecular function: acetylcholine-gated monoatomic cation-selective channel activity; transmembrane signaling receptor activity. Gene Ontology annotation, cellular component: postsynaptic membrane. The record is from RefSeq and is a predicted model, not a curated record. The transcript is spliced from 8 exons. NCBI's taxonomy places the organism in Eukaryota, Metazoa, Chordata, Actinopteri, Perciformes, Anarhichadidae. The coding region runs from base 387 to 1817 and encodes 476 amino acids. Gene Ontology annotation, biological process: monoatomic ion transmembrane transport.